AUGAGCUCGCGUUUCAAGUCCUUAGGCUUCGGUUCCAAACGAAAGAGCAGCGCCAACAUCCAGACAUCGUCAACCGCUUCGACCUCAGUAGCAUCGCCAAACGGGUCCACUUCCACCACUGGGACUCCCCCGCCGCAAAACAGCUCCCAGACCAGCCUGCCGCCGAUGAAUCCCAAUCAACCUGCUGCGCCCGGGCGACCUCCCAGUUAUUCAUACAAUAGCGUCCAGGGACGCCCUCAGUCGCCGAUGCCCCCACCACAAAACCAAAUGGCCCAUCACCCCGCGCCCAUUGAUACCAGGGCAGGUGCCUACGUGGGUGGUGCACCCCAACUGGGCCCUCCUCAACCACCAGGGUAUGGUGGUGCGUAUGGACAUCAGCAACUCGGUCCCCAGCCGGGCAUCCAGCACAUGGCGCAGCAAUAUCCACAGGGUGCGCGCCCCGCGGCCGAAGUGGAGGGCGCAGGGAGGAGUAAAGCUCAGCUGAUUGUUGGCAUUGAUUUUGGCACAACCUUCUCCGGUGUAGCAUUUGCAUUUGCGACUAACACAGAAGCCAAGGAGGAUAUCAUCACGGAAUGGCCUGGCGCUGGUAAUCAAACAAAGCAAAAGAUUCCCACGGUGCUGUACUAUGACCAAUACCAGAAAGUCGUCGGCUGGGGUCCAGAUAUCGCCGACGCCCUUGCUCCCACUGGCUACCCCAAACCCGGCGUGCAAAAGGUAGAAUGGUUCAAGCUUCAACUCAUGCUCUCCGGGAAUACAUACAUAGAUCCGAUCAACCUGCCGCCUCUGCCACCUGGGAAAUCUGAAAUCGACGUCGCUGCCGACUACCUCUUCAAGCUUCGGCAAGCAAUGCGAGUACAGCUACAGAAGACAUUGGGCGAAGUCUUCAACCGCGAAGAGCGCAAUAUUAGAUACUUCCUGACUGUGCCCGCAAUCUGGAACGAUGCGGGCAAGGCUGCCACAAGAGCGGCAGCGAUCCAGGCAGGCUUCAUUCGAGACGAGAACGACAACAGACUGACCCUGAUCACCGAACCCGAGGCUGCCGCCAUGUUUUGCUCCAAGACUGGCCUUCUCAACCUCAAGAUUCAUGACGCAGUCCUGAUUGUGGACUGCGGAGGCGGCACAGUGGAUUUGAUCGCGUAUGAGGUUGAAGAAGAGACACCAUUCACCGUGGCCGAAUGCACGGCUGGCAGUGGUGACUCCUGCGGUUCCACCGCUCUCAACCGAAACUUCUCCAACAUUCUGCGCGCGAAGAUCCGGAAGAUGAAAUUACCUGACGGGUCAAAGACCGCUGGUCGGGUUUACGCCAAAUGUAUAAUGGAUUUUGAGAACAGAAUAAAGGCCGAUUUCCGUAACAACGGGCAGAAGUGGGCGGUCGAUGUGGGUAUCGAGGCUGAAUUCCCGGAAGCUGGCAUUGAGGAGGGCUACAUGACAUUUACCAACGAGGAAAUUCUACAAUGCUUCGAGCCGGUCGUCAACCGCAUUCUCGAGCUUGUCCGCAACCAGAUCAUUGCCAUCCAAGCCCAAAACAGAUCGUUACAAAAUGUCCUGGUGGUGGGUGGUUUUGGUGCCUCAGAAUACCUCUUCCAACAAAUCAAGCUGCACGUGCCGCCCCAAUUCCAGUCCAAGGUUGUCCGUCCUAUGGACUCAGUGGCUGCAAUUGUCAAGGGCGCCGUCACCGCAGGGAUUACCGAACGAGUCAUCACUUCUCGUGUGGCCAGAAGACAUUACCUCAUGGCAACGCUCCAGCCAUUCAAAGAAGGUCAUCACCCCGAGCAAUACCGAGUUCCUAGUCUGGAUGGCAAGGACCGAUGCAAAUACACCAGACAGAUAUUCGUUCAGAAGGGAGAGAGGGUCAAGAUCGGAGAACCCGUCAAAGUUUCGUUCUUUAGACAAGUUGCACCUGGUGCAACACUUAUGUAUGAGGAUAUCUUGUACGCUUGUGAUGAAGAUGUUUGUCCCGAGUAUACCAAGGAUCCGCGAAUCAAGGAGGUCGUGACACUCACUUCAGACUUGUCAAGAAAGAACCUCGAGAAGGACUUUGAGCGAAUGGAUACCCCGCAAGGCACUUUCUACCGCGUCUACUUUGAUAUUUAUCUCACACUGGACGGCUCUGAAUUCAAUGCUGAGUUGGUGUGCCAGGGAGAAGUUAUGGGCAGGUGCAGCGCGAGAUUUCGAUAG
Messenger RNA from Cladophialophora yegresii CBS 114405, 2178 nucleotides. RefSeq lists its product as uncharacterized. The coding region runs from base 1 to 2178 and encodes 725 amino acids. NCBI's taxonomy places the organism in Eukaryota, Fungi, Ascomycota, Eurotiomycetes, Chaetothyriales, Herpotrichiellaceae. Gene Ontology annotation, molecular function: ATP binding; ATP-dependent protein folding chaperone. The transcript is spliced from 4 exons. The record is from RefSeq and is a predicted model, not a curated record.